Messenger RNA from Clarias gariepinus (North African catfish), 3550 nucleotides. RefSeq names its product protein mono-ADP-ribosyltransferase PARP12-like. The coding region runs from base 124 to 1941 and encodes 605 amino acids. The transcript has 12 exons. The record is from RefSeq and is a predicted model, not a curated record. Gene Ontology annotation, molecular function: NAD+ poly-ADP-ribosyltransferase activity; metal ion binding. NCBI's taxonomy places the organism in Eukaryota, Metazoa, Chordata, Actinopteri, Siluriformes, Clariidae.
CCAGGCAGUCUGUCAGCAUGGAGGUGGUUUGGAUUUUUUAAAACUUUGAAUCAGUUUUUGUGCACAAAGUUUGAGAGUAGCUGAUGAAGUUCUGCGAGAAGCUCUGUGUGAUUCUGACACGUGAUGGUGGAAGACGGUGAGAAAAGUGCUGGUGUCGGUGCUGACGCUCUGAUCGUCGCUAAAACUACACUGAGAGUUUGCCGGACACCCACUGGACAGUGUGUAGACUGUGAAGCUUUACACCUGUGCAAGUAUUUGGUUUGUGGGAACUGUAUCAGGGAUAAAUGCAAAAACCCCCACUCCUUGGAUUCCUCUCACAACUCAGCUCUCCUAAAAAAACUGGGACUCCAGCAACUUGGAGAGAAGGCGCUUUUCCAGCUCCUGAUGCAGAAUGACCCCUGCCUCCUGCCAGAGGUUUGCACCCAAUAUAACAAGGGGAAUGGCUGUAAGUAUCAGACGUCCUGCACCAACCUCCACGUCUGCCAACACUUCCUACAGGAUGACUGUAAAUUCGGUGCUGACUGCAAAAGAGCUCAUUCCUUUGACGACACUGAUCAGAAAAUCUUUAUCAGUAGAGGACUCAGUCUAGAAAACAUUAUCAACAUUCACAAAAUUUAUAAAAACAGGUUUAUGAUCCAUUCUCCUGAGAAAAAACCACCUAGUCCUAAUUUUCCGGCUAAAAAAGUGAGACUUACUAAAAGAGUAAGUCCCAGAACAGUUGCUAAAGUCAAUCCAAAGCCUGAAAUUGAACGUGAACCAAACGAGAUUUGCCUUUUGUUCAUUCGCAAAAGUUGCAGCUUUAAAGAUAAGUGUGUUCAUAUUCAUCACCACUUGCCAUAUAAAUGGCAGAUUUUAGGUAAGAAUGGAUAUAGAUGGAAAGACUUAAGAAACGGAGAAGCAAUUGAGAGAGCCUUCUGUAAUCCAGCUAAUGACAUGAGUCCAGGGCCUCAGACUGUUAACUUUAUCUCCAUGACAUGUGGAGGGAGCAAAGUUCGUCGCCUGUCCACAGCAUCAUCCAUUACCAAACCCCCUGAUGUCAUUCUGACCACUGAGUGGCUCUGGUACUGGAAAAAUGAAAGAGAAGAAUGGAGUGAAUAUGGACAGGGGGAGGAUGUAAAGCUGGCCACUCCUCUCACCUCUCAGACACUGGAGAACAUUUACCAGUCGAAUGUGCAGAGCGAAGUUCCUGUCAGUUCUAAGAAACACUCAUACAUGCUGUACUUGAAGGACAUGUAUCAGAAAAACUUUCAGUUCCAAACAAAAAGAGAGAUUCGAAGAAGGCCCCGGUUUGUCUCUGCUCUAGAGGUUAAGAGCAAGCUAAAAAGUGAAAGCUCUAGCUCCUCUGUGUCAGUUCCUGCUCAUUGGGAUAGAGGAGCUUUACCCAACCUCUCAUACAGGUUGGUUCCCCUGUCUAGGACAGAGGCUGAAUUCCGCAGGCUAAAGACACUCUUUAAAAGGACCAUGCCGGAGUACAAAAUCAACAGCAUUCAAAGGAACCAGAACAGCUCUCUGUGGAAGGCUUUCCAGUGGCAGAAAAACCAGAUGAAGAAACGGAAUGGGGGAAAAGAAGUGUGUGAGAAACUCUUGUUUCAUGGCACAAAGCAAUCACUAGUGAAUCGCAUCUGCAAGCAGAACUUUGACUGGAGUCUUUGUGGGGUGAAUGGCACAUUAUAUGGAAAAGGAAGCUAUUUUGCCACAGAAGCCUCCUUCUCUAAUUACUACGCCAAAUCUACAGACAUCAGCAAGGAGAUACUUGUGGCACGAGUUCUGGUGGGUCAUUACGCCACAGGCCACAGCAGUCUUGUUCAUCCUCCUCGUAAAAGCAAUGGCUUCUAUGACAGCUGUGUGAAUAACUGCUCUAAUCCCAAAAUUUUUGUCAUCUUUAAUAAGUACCAGAUUUACCCUGAAUUCAUCAUAAAAUAUACUUUGGGGGAUGUUUGAUUUAAAAAAAAAAAAAAAAAAUGUUGAGACUCAUUACAAGGGGGUAUACAAAGCACAUACUGUAAUGAAGAAAUUCAAAUUCUAAUUAGUACAGUAUUUUAUAGUUCCAAUAUGACAUUUAUCGUAGAUGCUUUGAGGGUACUUUGAGGCACUUUCUCAUGAUUGCUCUGUUUUUGUUUUGUUUGCUACACUAUGAGGGUACCUUAGAGGGUCCACGAGUCCUGGCAACCAAUGAUAUGGGCAUACAAUUUAAAAGCAUAAAGUCCACACAUUUUGAAUCAAUGCCAGGGUUUUUUGGCACUUGGCCUCUGUACACCACCACACAAAAUUUGAUAUUAAACAUGAUAUGAGUAAAGUUUCUUGAGAUGCUGUGCCAGUAGUUUACUGCAGUUUACUGUAGCUGCUGCUUGGUAAUGGGUCGUGACUUCAGUAAGUAAAAAGCAUUCUCUACUGGGUUGAGAAUUUCUUUGCCUUGAUAGUCUCCGGUAGCUUUCACUGUAUGCUUUGACUCAUUUUCAAUUUGCAGUAUCAAGCAGUAUUCAGCAUUUGGACAAAUCUACUUUUAUCAGCAGUCAGAUCAUCUGUAUCAUACUUUUCUGUAACUUUUUUUUUGUUAGCUAUUUAUUUUUUUGUACAAGUUUUCCCGCAAAGUCCUAUUUGGCUGUUUUACUUUAAAACGUUGGCUCUUGACUUUAACAAUGACACAUCUACCUCCUCAAGAGUGUUCUUGACUUGGCUAAACAUGAAAAGGUUCUUCUUCACCAUAAACAGGAUUCUGUGGUCAUCCACGUUAGUUGCCUUUCGUAGUUGUCUUCAAGUUAAUAAUUUUUUUAGGAAUGUUCUGAACUGUUGUAUUGGCCACGCCCAAUGUCUUCAAGUUAAUUAUUUAGUUCUAGGAAUGUUCCAAACUAUUGUAUUGGCCACGCCCAAUGCCUUGUUUCUCUGAUGCUUUUUUUCAGCCUAAUGAUGGCCUCCUUCAUUGCAUAGAAACCUGUUUGGACCUCAUGUUGCGAGUUUGAGCGAAUAGCUACCAAAUGCAAAUGUAACACUCAGAACACCAGGCCAUGAAACUGCUUAUCAGCCAUUGGUCCCAUUAUUUAUUCGUUUCAAAUUCAGUGUGGUGGUGUACAGAGGUCAAAAAUAAUAAUUUUUAAAAAAAUCAUUGUUCCAAACUGCAUGGAGCUGACUAUCUGUGCUGAUGCAUUUGUGUUGUAAAAAAAAAAAGAAAGAAAAAAAGGUAACUGGUAUAGAUAGAUAAGGGAUACUUAAACUGUAGUUUUUUUAAUUAUUAUUAGCAUAAAAAGCACUGGAUUGUUUGCUAAACCUGGUAGGUAAUUUUAAUUGUCCCGAGGCUCUCCUGCAAGGGGCUUUUUACAUAUUAAAAAAAAGAUAUAGACUUUGCAGUACUCAGCUGUAGUUCAUUUAAAAACAAACAUACACUAGUAAGAGCCUUAUUGUGUUUUUCAAAAAGGUUAAACUAAUGGGUUUAUGUGUUACUUCAAACACUUAUACUAAUUAGAGGAAUUUGUUUAUAUUGUAGAUCAAAUUAAAGAUUGACUGGGGAUUAUUGUAACAUUUAAGUAUUUGAAUGCAAUCGCAAAAAUUAAAG